AUGGACUUCCUGUCUCACCCAAAGGAGCACGGCGGCCCCGCCGAAGACGAUGUUGAAGCUCAGGGAGCCAGCCACUCUAACGGGGCGAACUAUACGGAUGAACAGCAUGACGACAGUCGAGUUGCCGAGCCCGGCGGCGAUCAGAGCAGCGAUCACAUAAAAUUUGGAGAGUUUCGUAUGAAAGUACCGGCCAAGAGCUCAGACCUGAACGAAUAUGAAGCCCUUGAUCGAUUCAUUACAACCUUCGAUGUCGAGCGUAGAGCGAGUCUCGCAAGUGGUAUUAGUAGAAGACGCAAGCAACCAAAGUGGUGGCAGUUCUGGAAGUCUAGAGACGGCGAGUUAGAGGAUGAACCCCAACCUACCGAAAUCGGCAAGCCGCCAGACUCAUGGCUCGAAACCGAUAUCCGUGACGGGUUAACUAAUGCCCAAGUGGAUGAACGGCGUAGACGGUUUGGUUGGAACGAGUUGAUGGCUGAAAAAGAGAACAUGUUCGCCAAGGUUCUCAGUUAUUUUCAAGGACCUAUCCUUUACGUUAUGGAAAUCGCGGCGUUACUGGCCGUUGGCCUAGGAGACUGGAUAGACUUCGGCGUCAUUAUCGGCAUUCUUUGCCUUAAUGCAUUUGUCGGCUUUUACCAGGAAAAGCAAGCAGCAGAUGUGGUAGCCAGUUUGAAGGGCGACAUUGCCAUGAGAGCCCAUGUUGUGCGCAAUGGCAGAGAAGAACAGAUCCUAGCUAGAGAAUUGGUUCCUGGAGAUAUUAUCAUCAUUCAAGAAGGACAAACUGUUCCAGGUGAUGCCCAGUUGAUCUGCGACUAUAGUAGACCUCAUGACUUCGAUCAAUUCAAAGAAUUGAGAAACGAAGACAAAUUUGGCGACGAGGAGGAAACUAAAAACGGAAAUCAAAAGGCGAAGGAUCAGGAGAAGACCGAAGAAGACGACGACGAUGAGUCAAUUCAUUAUGGUGAACCCCUCGUGGCUUGCGAUCAAUCAGCCAUCACCGGAGAAUCGCUUGCCGUGGACAAAUACAUGGGCGACGUUUUGUAUUACACAACUGGGUGUAAGCGAGGGAAAGCUUUCGCUAUCAUGACUACAUCCGCUAAGUACUCUUUCGUCGGACGAACUGCAUCUUUAGUCCAAGGGGCUAAAGACCAAGGUCAUUUCAAAGCCGUGAUGGACAGCAUUGGAACCUCGUUGCUGGUGCUCGUCAUGUUCUGGGUCCUUGUUGUAUGGAUUGGCGGCUUCUUCCAUCAUCUCAGGAUCGCAGAACCUAACGUGCAGAAUCUUCUGCACUACACGUUGGUAUUACUGAUCAUUGGAGUCCCUGUGGGUCUUCCUGUAGUGACUACGACGACACUCGCCGUUGGUGCUGCGUAUCUAGCGAAGCAAAAGGCUAUUGUCCAAAAGCUUACGGCUAUCGAGUCCUUGGCAGGCGUUAAUGUGCUUUGUUCUGAUAAGACUGGCACUCUAACAGCCAACAAACUGAGCAUUAGGGAGCCGUUUGUCGCCGAAGGUCAAGAUGUAAACUGGAUGAUGGCCGUCGCAGCCCUGGCAAGCUCUCACAAUAUUGCAUCGUUGGAUCCAAUAGAUAAGGUAACGAUUACGACGCUUAAGCGCUAUCCGAAAGCACGCGAGAUACUUCGACAAGGCUGGGUGACAGACAAGUUCACUCCAUUCGACCCUGUCUCCAAGCGAAUCACGACAGAAUGCCAUCUGGGAGACGAUCGCUAUGUCUGCGCAAAAGGGGCUCCGCGCGCCAUUGUGAACCUCGCGAAUGUCAGCGAAGAAAUUCGUACUAUGUACAACCAAAAAGCCAGGGAGUUUGCUCUACGGGGUUUCCGCUCCCUGGGUGUGGCGUACAAGAAAAACGACGGGCCGUGGGUCUUGCUGGGACUGCUGUCCAUGUUCGAUCCACCUCGCGAAGAUACGGCACAGACAAUCAUCGAAGCGUCGCAUCUUGGUGUGCCUGUGAAGAUGCUGACUGGCGAUGCGAUCGCCAUAGCAAAAGAAACUUGCAAGAUGCUAGGACUAGGCACUAAGGUGUAUAACUCCGAGAGAUUGAUACAUAGCGGCUUGACGGGUACUGUUCAGCAUGAUCUUGUGCAGCGGGCUGACGGGUUCGCCGAGGUGUUUCCGGAACACAAGUAUCAAGUUGUUGAGAUGCUACAGCAGCGCGGCUCACUAACAGCAAUGACGGGCGAUGGUGUUAACGAUGCGCCGUCUCUCAAAAAGGCUGACUGUGGAAUUGCGGUUGAGGGUUCAUCUGAAGCUGCGCAAGCUGCCGCGGAUAUUGUAUUCUUGGCACCAGGCCUUAGCACCAUUAUCUUGUCGAUUAAGACUGCUCGCCAGAUCUUCCAACGGAUGAAAGCCUACGUGCAAUACCGUAUCGCCCUUUGUCUCCACCUUGAGAUUUACCUAACGACGUCAAUGGUCAUCAUCAACGAAACCAUUCGUCCGGACCUCAUCGUCUUCAUCGCGCUGUUCGCCGACCUGGCAACGGUAGCAGUCGCAUACGACAACGCCCACGUGGAGCCGCGGCCGGUGGAAUGGCAGCUGAAGAAGAUCUGGGUCAUCAGCGUGAUCCUAGGCUCCCUCCUCGCGGCCGGCACCUGGAUCAUCCGGGGCACCAUGUUCCUCGCCAACGGCGGCGUGGUCCAGCGCUUCGGGUCCAUACAGGAAGUCCUGUUCCUCGAAGUCGCGCUGACGGAGAACUGGCUGAUCUUCGUGACGCGCGGCGGGCGCACGUGGCCGUCGUGGCAGCUCGUCGGCGCGAUCCUGGGCGUCGACGCGCUGGCCACCAUCUUCGCCCUCUUCGGCUGGCUGUCCGGCAGCGGCGGCGGCGUCAUGCAGACGACGCCGCCGACCUCCUUCCACGACUCGCGCAACGGGUGGACCGACAUCGUCACCGUCGUCGUCGUCUGGGCCUACAGCAUCGGCGUCAUGAUCUUCAUCGCCAUCGUCUACCUCGCCCUCAACAGCUUCUCCUGGAUCAACAACCUCGGCCGCAAGGACCGCAAUAAGAAGGAUACCCAGAUCGAGAAUAUCAUCGGGCACCUUAACAAGCUUGCUGUCGAGCAUGAGCCGGACCCGAAGACAGGCCGUGAUAAGUACUUUAUCGUGGAGAAGACGGCUGCUGAUGAAGAGGAUAUUUAG
Annulohypoxylon truncatum is the source of this 3147-nucleotide messenger RNA. RefSeq names its product plasma-membrane proton-e. The transcript is spliced from 7 exons. Lineage: Eukaryota; Fungi; Ascomycota; Sordariomycetes; Xylariales; Hypoxylaceae. The record is from RefSeq and is a predicted model, not a curated record. Gene Ontology annotation, biological process: regulation of intracellular pH; proton export across plasma membrane. Gene Ontology annotation, cellular component: plasma membrane. Gene Ontology annotation, molecular function: ATP hydrolysis activity; ATP binding; P-type proton-exporting transporter activity. Bases 1 to 3147 code for a protein of 1048 amino acids.